This is a messenger RNA of Penaeus indicus, 1876 nucleotides long. It is a transcript of the gene Trmt6, whose product is annotated as tRNA (adenine(58)-N(1))-methyltransferase non-catalytic subunit TRM6-like. NCBI's taxonomy places the organism in Eukaryota, Metazoa, Arthropoda, Malacostraca, Decapoda, Penaeidae. The record is from RefSeq and is a predicted model, not a curated record. Gene Ontology annotation, biological process: tRNA methylation. The transcript has 10 exons. The coding region runs from base 56 to 1423 and encodes 455 amino acids. Gene Ontology annotation, cellular component: nucleus; tRNA (m1A) methyltransferase complex.
GGUUUGUUUACACUCGGAAGGGGUCGCGGCGCCGGACGGCAUUUUACAACUCACCAUGCCAGACAGAAGAAAAAAUAUAUAUGAAGGAGCUGUGGUCGUGGUGCAGAAGGGACCUUAUAUGAAGACAUGUCGUGUUUUACAGGGAAGAUCUUUUGUGUUUGGCAAGAAAGGGGAAGGGCAGUUUACGCUGAAUCUUGAUGGAGCCUUGGGCUGUGCGUUUGGAUCCUCCUUCAAGAUGGAAAGAAUAUCAAACAAACUCUUCAAAAUCAUACAGAUUAAAGAAAACACCAACAUGGAGGACAUUGUUAAGGAGAGCGGCGAGGACAAUCGCAAUAUUUGUGAUGACGGAAGAUCCCAGAAGCUGUCCCCGGAAGAGAUCAGUCAGCUGAAGGACUCGGGACUUACGGGCAAAGAGGUUAUUCAAACUCUUACUGAAAACAGUACAACUUUUAAGAGCAAGACCAAGUUUUCACAAGAAAAGUAUGUCAACAAGAAGCAGAGAAAAUAUGACGAAGUGAUCACUUUGCAGAAACCAUCAAUACGUCUACUAAACAACAUGUACUAUACACAGGACCCUCUUAAGAUUGCGAAUCUCCGCAUAGACAUGUUAUCACAAAUAUUAUGCUAUGCCAAUGUGCAGUCUGGUGGACGCUUUGCGGUAUUUGAGUCAGGCAGUCAGGGCCUAGUGACUGCUGGCAUGUUACACCGAAUGGGAACAACUGGAAAGCUAGUGCAGGUUUAUCAGGGGAAUCAUCCUCAGAGGGAGGCAGUAGAUCUAAUGAACUUCACAGAACAAGAACUAGAAGUUCUGUCCUUCAUUAAUUUCUCCAAGCUACCAGACCUGGAUCUAGAAAACUUGAAGAAUGGAAAAGAAUCUCAGACAAGAAAUACGGCUAAAAAUGAGGCAAGUGCUGAAAAUACAGAAAAAGCAUCUGAUGAAGGUAAAGAAGAUGUGAAAGAGAGCAAUGGAGAAUCAGAAAAGAUGUGCAUUGAUGAAGAAACAAAGGAGGUCCCAGCUGAGACCCCCAAAGAAGGUGCAGGCAAUGAGGGCGAUAAUAAAUCGACCUUUAAGAGACCAAGGAAGUUUGUCAGAACUCUGGUAGAAGAUGUAGAAGUAUCUUCCUCCGUGUUGAGUGGACAGAUUGAUGGCCUGGUUGUGGUUUGUCGACAGCAUCCAGUUAACAUCACCAGAGAGUUGCUUCAGUUUCUGAAGCCAGGCCACCCGUUUGUGGUGUUUUCCCCAUAUAAGGAGCCUCUGAUGGAUCUCUUUAUUGAAGUGAAGGCCCAAGGAGCCACAAACUUGAGACUGAGCGAAACAUGGCUACGGCAUUACCAGGUCCUGCCCAUGAGGACUCACCCGGAGAUAAACAUGUCCGGAGGCGGUGGCUACAUUCUGUGUGGCGCAAGAGUUACCAGUCAGUAGAAGAGAAUAAAGUGAAAAUUAAUUGAAGAUAUAUUUUGAUAGGAAACCCAUAGUGCCAGCAUUCUUUGACAAUAAUGUAAAUUUUGGUAAAUAUUUUGUACCUACUCAAUCUCUUUCUUCAGACUUUUUUUUUAUUAUUAUUAUUAUUAUUACUUGUUUUUAUUACCUUGACAUACAUUUACGUAUAUUAUGUAUGGAAUUAUAUUUAUACAUAUUUGUAAAUAAAUAACUAUAUGAAUAUGUAGUAUGUGAGUUACUUUUUGUAUGAGUUUAUAAAUAAGAGCAGUUUGCUAAGUGCCUGUUAUUUUCUGCUCAUUUGUAAAUAAAGUGCAAAUUGUUGGUUCUACAUUCCAGAAAAGGAACUUUUAAUCUUUCAUCACUUGUAUAAUUUUUGGAGAUAUUAGUGAGGAAAAAGACAACUGUAAAUUUGUCAUUAAAAGUUUUCAGACAACA